AGUGCCGAUCUUCGAUCUUCGUGAGGGGGUGGGGGUGGCAGGAGGAGACGAGGAUAAAAGCAGGGGACGGUGGAGGCAGGUCCCAUUGUAAGCCAUGGCACUGCUCUCCCUGCUGACUCUGCUGCUGUCAGUGACAGAUUCGGAAUCACAAGCCCAGCCUGCCUGUGGGCAGGCACCCCUCAGUCCCAGGAUCGCGGGGGGAGAGUCUGCCCAGCUGGGGUACUGGCCAUGGCAGGCCAGCCUGUUUCAGAGGUCCUACUCAUGUGGUGGAGCUCUGAUCAACAGCCAGUGGGUGCUGACUGCAGCGUUCUGCGUUAAAGGCCUUGAUGCGAGUCAGUUCACAGUGUACCUGGGCCGGCUGACACAGUCAAGCUCUAACCCUGACGAAGUGUCCAGGGGGGUCCAGCAGAUCAUCGCACACCCAGAGUAUAACUCUUUAUACCGUAACAACAACAUCGCCCUGUUGAAGCUGGACAGCCCCGUCUCCUUCACCAAGUACAUCCAGCCCGUCUGUCUGGCCGACAGCAACAGCUCCUUCAUCAAUGGGACCAGCUGCUGGGUCGCUGGCUGGGGAGAAACACUUAAUGAGGUGCCUCUAUCAGAGAACCGGACCCUACAGGAGGUCCAGGUCCCCAUCAUUGGAAACAAGCAGUGUGUGGAUAUUUUUGGGCAAAACUCCAUCAAUGACAACAUGAUCUGUGCUGGAGGGUUGCAGCAGACCAAAGGCCCCUGUCAGUUUGACUCAGGGAGUCCCCUGGUCUGCAAGCAGGGUCCUGUCUGGAUUCAGGCUGGUAUUGUUAGCUCUGGAAUUGCCUGUCAGAAACCCAAUCUCCCAGGGGUGUACACCAGGGUGUCCCAGUACCAGGACUGGAUUAAUGGACAUGUGGGCUCUGGAAUCACAGGCUUUGUGACCUUCACCUCCAGUGGCACAGAUGCUGGAAGCAGUUCAGCACAAGUCACCACUGCUUCCUCUACUACUACAGCACCAAUGUCCACUGCUACCUCUACUACUACAGCAACAGUGGCCACUCCUUCCUCUUCUAUUACAGCACCAGUGACCGCUUCUCCCUCUACUACUACAGCACCAGUGUCCACUACUUUAUCUACUACUACAGCACCAGUGACCACUCCUUCCUCUACUACUGCAGUCCCCACCCAAGUCUGCGGGAGGCCCAGACUCAACACGCGCCUCCUUGGGGGUCAGUCAGCUGCAGAUGGGUUCUGGCCCUGGAUGGCCAGCCUGCAGAGGAACGGGAGUCACGUGUGUGGAGGGACCCUCAUCGCCAGCGACUGGGUGAUGACAGCUGCACAGUGCUUACCCAGCUCUGUGAACACCAGUGAAUGGAGAGUGUUCCUGGGCAGGCAGAACCAGACGAGCUCCAACACCUUAGAGAAAUCCACUGGAGUCCUGAACGCUUUCACCAGCAGCCUUAGUGGCACCAACAUCGCCCUCCUGAGACUGGACACCAAUGUCUCCUUCACAGACUACAUCCUGAGCGUCUGCCUGGCAGGGGCAGGAAUCACAUUCACCCCUGGCACUCAGUGCUGGGUCACUGGCUGGGGCAACACAACUGCUGCGCUCCUCCAGGAAAAAAGUACAACAAUCGUCCAGUGUGACAACGGGUCUUCAGCUGACACCAUCUGUACUUCUCCUCUGGACCUGGAGCAGGGAAACUCAGGGGGUCCCCUGGUCUGCAAGUGGGCCUCCAUGUGGACUCAGGUCGGCGUCCUUGUCGUCGAAGACCCCACUGCCGUGACCAAAAGUGGCAACCGUGCGGUCCAGUUGAGUGCGUUCGUGAAGAUACUGCGGUUUGUAAAUUUCCUGCAGAAGAACGUGGGUUCCAGGCUGCCUCUUGUCUCCUCUAACACGGCGACGACGAGCAACAGCGCCACUUACACCCCCCUCCCCCACAGCGCCCUCCUCCUGGCUGUGCUCCACCCUCUGCUGACUGCCUGGACCUCUGCACUGUGACCCCCUGUGCAUUUAUAGGAGAACUGCAGUUCCAUUGUCCCAGACUGGUUAUUAAAUCGUGGUAACAAUAUACAUUUGUUGAUGGCAUAUAAAAAAAUGUACAGAUUUCGAAUUAUAUAAAAUAAGAUAUCGCUAACUAUCACUAACUAUGUGAAAGUAGUGCGCUUCGCCAUGUUCCCAUUUGAGUUCCCACGAAUUGUGACAUGAAGUGGCCCUUCCUGCUCACUAGUCACUGUGAUGACUGAUGUAAUGCGAUGUACAAGCGAAUGAGUCCAGGUUGUGUAGCAGACAUUUCACUGCAGAAAUGUUACCACGUGAUCUGCACGCCGAGUUAAGAAGUAGUAUUUGUCGGUAAAGCUGUCUUGAAGUCAAGAGCAAUAUUUCUAGUGGAUUAAAAGAGAAGGAUUCACAAGCCUGCUUGUUUACGGUGUCAUAGGGCCGCAACAUCACUUCGUUCUGAAUCGCAGAACAUGGCGCUGCUCACACCUGAAAAUGAAUUCUAUUUUGUGAUGUAAAUGGGCGGUUUCACAAGUUACCGUGUGCAUUUUGACUUUCGUUGCUGUUUGAAAUGCGCUCAGUGAUGCUAUUUCUUCCUAAACCCAACAUAUGUGUCCAGAUCCAAGAUCUAGAACUGCUGUCUUAUCUUCAAGAGCUGCAAGUCCCUGCAAGUGAGUACCAAACCCACUCUGCCUGAUACCACGGGCAUUCGAAGUCUUAUCGGCCCAGGGAUGAAAAGUCGGGGAAACUGGCCUAUCUCAGGCUAUGAGCCAUCCCCCACUCCUCCUCUGCUGAUCCAGCCUCUUCAGGGACUGACGAGCUCCAGAGCACCCUGAUCCACACUGGGCUCCCCCCCCCCAGAUUUCCACAACUAGGCGGUGCUUCCGAAUGUACAAGUCACACAGAUCAAGAACAGAGCCAGGAUCACUCAGGUCCCCACUGGGGAUAUAUUGUACUUUGCUGUCUCCAGUGGGCAGGUUCACGGGAGCAUGUACUGUAGUAGACCAGCUCAAGAAGGGGAGGUAAUUACAGCGACCUGCCACUAGAGGUUGCUUCAGCCUUCUAAUCUUGAUAGUCUCAUAAACUUUUGAUUAUUCUGUUUAGAUGGCAUCCGGGGUGCAGAUUGUUCUUGCACAUGAAUUACAUGGGUGUAGUAAAGUUUGGGUUUGGUAUAUAAAGGGUGUGCACGGUGCUAGUGGUGAUUGGGACUUUUUAAAGCCUUUCUCUGCUUGCUAUCUGGAAAAGGGCCUCUUGGACUUCAAGCCUCUUGCACUUCACCUUCCUUGGCCAUCAUGUGCUUUUGUGUGCAGACCCUUGGGGCAGUGUAGGGGCAGCCACAGAGAGCUUUCACAGAGGUUUAAGAAGCCUUUCCAAACUGGUCUUCAUCAGCAAGGUCUGUAAAAGUGUUUUUGUGUUUUGAAUGACGGAUAUACAAUUUCUGUGUACCUCCCGGACAGGAAGGAAUCUUAUCGAGCUUUUAUCUUGCAAUUUAAUUAUUGUAAUUGAAAUUGCAAGGGAUUUGAAUGUACAAAAAUAUAUUUUCAAUUGCUGUCAUAUGUUAUAUAUGGUUAGCAUAUUUUCCUGCAUUGUACAUUGUUUCAAAUAAAGUUAACAGGUGGGGCAGCACAGUGGCCCUGUUGGUGAGUGUUCUUGCCUUAUAGCUCUUGGGUUAGCAAAGCACAGCAGUAAGGCCAGAGUGAGCACAGGGGUGAGAUCAAGUGUUAUACAGCACACCAUAGCAGUAAGACUAGAGUGAGCACAGGGGUGAGAUCCAGUGUGAUACAGCACACCAUAGCAGUAAGACUAGAGUGAGCACAGGGGUGAGAUCCAGUGUGAUACAGCACUCCACAGCAGUAAGACCAGAG
This is a messenger RNA of Lepisosteus oculatus (spotted gar), 3834 nucleotides long. The record is from RefSeq and is a predicted model, not a curated record. NCBI's taxonomy places the organism in Eukaryota, Metazoa, Chordata, Actinopteri, Semionotiformes, Lepisosteidae.